UAAUACAUUCCAAUACAUUCCAAUUUCCAUGGAUACAUCAAUGUACAUCUGUAUUGUUACGUCAUGAUUAAUAGUGUUGUUGUAAAUAUUGUGCUUGAUCUCGUGAAAUUAAUAAAAGAAAGACAUAAAUAAAUAAAUUAAAAUAACAAGAUAUUUAAAGAAAAAAAAAAGUAUUCAUUAACUUGUUCAUGCGCAUGCUUUAAAAUGCGUAAUAUGAUCUUGAUAUCAGCUGAUAUAAGUCAGACAAUAAUUAUAGCCUCCUAAAAUUUUAUUACUAUUUAACAUUAAAUAAUCAUCAACUUUAAAUAACAAUUAUCAUUUUAAAAAUAUUCAAUUGACUUGUUGUAACUUGUAUUUUAAUUCAAACCAACAUGAAUCAUUUAAUUAACCAGUGAAUUAACUUACUAUUGAUUACUAUUGAUGAUGAUUUUAUUUUGAUAAAGCUAAUUUAAAAAAAAAAAAACAAAUAAAAUGUCUGGGUUGACUUGAUAAAUCAAUAAUAAUUUGUGACAAAAAUUAAAGUUGAAAUAAUAUAUAGUUAUUAUUUGAGCAAGAUGUUGUCAGAGGUAGAUGUAUUUAUCAGUAAUUAUACACUAGUUGAUCCAGAAGUAUAUCAACUAUGGGUUGAUGGCCACUCAUCUAGUGAAGCAGUUAGUAUACUUCAUCAACGAGGAAUAUGUCAACAAACAAAUGCACCAAUUGAGCUUGUUGCAUCUGAUGUACUUGAUCAUUAUCGUACUUAUUCACUUCUUGAAAGAUUAUUGGCAAUACCAAAAAAAUUAACCAGUGAACAAUUGUCAUUUCAAAUUGAACCACAAACUAGUCAAAUGUUGAUAGACAUGUAUUAUGAACUUGAUGAUGGUGUUGUUAGAGAAUUACUUGGUAAAAAAUUAACAUCAAAAGGUCGUAAAGAUAUGGAUGAAAUUGCUGAAAAAACAGGUGUUACAUCAAAAAGUUGUAGAAGACAAUAUGAUAAUAUUAAAAAAAUAUUUAAAACUGUUGAAGAUUUACCUGGUUCUCUAGUCACAAAUAUUAAACAACAUUUUUUACUUCCUGAUGAUUUAGCCAAACGUUAUGCAGCAAUAGUAUUUAUUGCAUGUUUACGAUUUGAAAUGAAUAAAAGAAAAUUACAAUUUUUAACAUUUCCUGAUAUUUAUCAUUGUGCAAAUGUCAUGAUGACAUCCUGGACUUAUCGUUAUACUGGAUCUGAAUAUUUUGAUACUGAUUUAGAUCGUGAAUUUCUUCUUGAACUUGCUGAUUGUCGUGUAUUGAUGGACAAUGAAAAACAUCAUAAACACUUGGUAUGUAUUAAAUUAAAGCCAAUGCUUUUGGAACGUUCAUAUCAAGAUUUAGAAUCAAAUUUUCGUACUUAUUCUCGAGCUUUAUUGGGUGUUGGAUUAAAUUUAAAUCGUUCAAGAGAGCUGAGAUUUUUUUUUCUUGAACUUGUUGAAAGACUCAUUGAACCAUGGCGACAAAUCACUUGGUCACAUACUGAUUUAAGAAAUUUUUUGGGAGCUUAUUUACAGUGUGCUUUGGACAUGGAUGUAUUGAGGGAAGGAUCUUUAAGAGAUGCUUUUGAAAGAUAUCUAAAAGUUGUUACAAGUUGUCUACUACGAAUGUACCAUACAUGAUGAAAAAAAAAUUAUCGAAAUAAUUUUAUCAUAAAUAUUGUUAAUCAUCAAAAAUUUUAAUAUUGGAAAAAAAAUUAUAUUUAAUAUCAAGUCAUUAUAAUUAUAUAAUAAUCAAAGUUAAUAUAUAAAUUAAAAACUAUAAUGAAUUAUUUUUUUGUUCUUUUAAAUGUUUGUAUUUUUAAUUUUAACAAUUAAAUUAAUUAAUUUCAUUUUUUGUUAAUUAUAUCAAGCAAUUUUUUCUAGAUGUCUAGCAGCAUCACGUAAUUUAUUUAAUAAUUCUUGUAGUUGAAAUAUCGAACAGCUAAAUAUAACAUGUUUUAUUUCUUCGUAAUUUUUAACAACAAGACAAAUAUUAUAAAUGUCAUCAGUUUUAUCAUCUGUAUUUAACUGAAAAUAAAAUAUAUAAUAAUUAGAUUGAUUGAUA
Aphidius gifuensis is the source of this 2055-nucleotide messenger RNA. It is a transcript of the gene Fibp, whose product is annotated as acidic fibroblast growth factor intracellular-binding protein. The transcript is spliced from 6 exons. NCBI's taxonomy places the organism in Eukaryota, Metazoa, Arthropoda, Insecta, Hymenoptera, Braconidae. Bases 555 to 1631 code for a protein of 358 amino acids. Gene Ontology annotation, cellular component: nucleus. The record is from RefSeq and is a predicted model, not a curated record.